AUGUCUGAGAACGAUGCCCUGCCUGUCCUCCUGGGACAGCAUCCCGUUCGCGACCUGCAGGACAUCGAGAAAGGGCAGCUCUGCAAACAAGAGCGGCAGCCCUCGGAGGACGACAUCGCAGUUGUGACCACGCACUUGAAGUACUGCGAGAAGGUCGUCUUGAACUUUGGCCUCGUCUUCGCUUUGGCCCAGGGAGCAUCCACCCCAGCCGUUGCCUGGUUCAUAGCCGAGGCUGUCGACGCUUUGCAAGCCCGUGAUCCCGACAACGUGAUGAAGAGGAUGGGUCCAAUCCUCAUCAAAAUUGGAGCGAUUGCGCUCAUCCAGUUUCUCUUGGGCUUCCUCUGGCAAAGUUGCCUCGCCUGGGCGGCUGCUAAGCAGUCCAAGCGUUGGCAUCUCAGCUUCGUGGGAGUCCUUCUCUCCUUGGAUGUCAGCUGGUAUGAUGAGCAUGAGCCGGCAGGAGUCGCAGCCAAGCUUGAGGCUGAUAUUAACAAUGUGCACUUCUUCAUGUCAAAAACGCUUGGCUUCCUCAUCGCCAGCUUCGCGCAGUUCAUGGGCGGCUUGGUGUUUGCCAUGAUUACAGGCUGGCAGCUUGCGCUGGUGGUUUGUGCAACGAUCCCGAUACUGCUGUUCUUCGGCCAUCUCCUGGGCAAGGAGAUUGCACAGCAGACGAUCGACCAGCAGAGGGACUUCGCCCAGGCCGCCACGGUUGCAGAGGAGUCCAUCAUGGCCAUCCGUACCGUCGCCGCCUUCGGCGGAGAGGGAAAAGCGACUGCACGUUUCGAGAAGGAGCUUCUGUCGGCGAAGCUGGGAGGGAUCCGCACCGGAGCCAAGAUCGGAUUUGCAGCAGGCGGACUAAACCUAUUCUACUCCUGCUUCUUGGGGCUACCUCUCUUGUUCGGUGGCCACUACCUCUUGUCUCACAACGACGUCAACAAAACCGGCAUGGUCACGGUGAUCUUCGCCAUGUGCGUUGCAGUGUCCGGGCUGAUCUCCUUUAGCGGCUUCCUUCCGAUCCUGGCCAAGGCAGUCGCAUCUGCAAAGGCCAUGAAGCAGAUGAUGGCGGCGGAGCGCGUGAUCGAGCCCCCCUUGCACACUAUGGGAGAGCUGCCCGAUAAGCUUCAGACCAUCGACACCAUCGAGUUUAAGAGCGUCAGCUUCCGGUACCCGACGAGGCCGGAGAAGUGGGUUCUCCAGAACUUCAGCUUCCGAGUGGAGAAGGGUCAGAAAAUCGCCCUUGUUGGGGAAAGCGGCUGCGGGAAGAGCACCACGAUCCAACUUCUGGAGCGCUUCUACGACCCCCGGGGGGGCGAGGUGCUGGUGAACGGGAUCCAACUUUGCAAAGUCCCGGUGAAGGCGUGGAGGCAGCUCAUCGGCUAUGUGGGCCAAGAGCCCGUGCUCUUUGCCACGAGCGCGAUGAAAAACAUCAAGGCAGGCGACGACUCCAUCAGCGACGAGCAGGUCAUGGAGGCCGCCAAAGGAGCACAGAUUUACGAAACCUUGAUGGGGCUGCCAGACAAGUUCGAGACCUUUGUUGGAGCCGGCGGUGGCUUGCUGUCCGGGGGCCAGCGACAGCGGCUUGCCAUUGCGCGCGCUCUGGCUAAGAGCCCCCAGCUCUUGCUCCUGGAUGAGGCGACCUCCGCCCUGGACAAUGAGUCGGAGCGGAUGGUCCAGGAGACCUUGGAUUCCCUCCUGGGGCA
Symbiodinium necroappetens is the source of this 1697-nucleotide messenger RNA. The record is from the annotation of a GenBank genome assembly. NCBI's taxonomy places the organism in Eukaryota, Dinophyceae, Suessiales, Symbiodiniaceae.